This is a messenger RNA of Cuscuta campestris, 4624 nucleotides long. Lineage: Eukaryota; Viridiplantae; Streptophyta; Magnoliopsida; Solanales; Convolvulaceae. The record is from the annotation of a GenBank genome assembly.
AUCAUUAAGUUAUCUUAUCUAUAAAUUUUUUUUUAAAACUUAUAAGCAACUUAUAAGUUCAAAAUUGCUUAUAAGUAAUAAGUCAAUAAGCACGAGCACAAAGAAACACCAACUUAGAUAAGCACAGAGAAACACGUCAAAUGACUUAUAAGUUAAAAAUAGCUUAUAAGUCAUUUUGACUAGAUUAUAAGCACAGAAAAACACCCUCAAGGUUUGGUGAUGUGAAUAACAAUUCUGAGUUAUUGUUUGACCAAGGAACCAAUCCGUAACUUGGCGUGGCAAAUCAAUAAUUGCAGUGUCCUGGCGGGUUGUUCUAGGGCUGUAUCUCUUUGCCUGAUCUUGAUUAAAGGCUAAAGCUGUUGUUUUGGACCGAGGAUCCAAUCCGUAUCUUGGUGUGGCAAUUCAAUAAUUGCAGUCAUGGCGGGUUGUUCCAAGGAUCUGGUCUAUUCGCCUGAUCUAAUUUAAAGCUAUUUCCCUUAUCUGAUCAAGUAGAAAAAAAUAAGCUUGAGAAAAGUGAAAUUUGCACUAAAUAGGACGAAAACAUAUGUCCUCUCCCAAUGUACUAAAUAGUACUAAAACAUAUGUCCUCUCCCAAUGUACUAAAUAGUACUAAAACAUAUAAUACUUGAAUAAUGUCUAGUGGUGAGAUCCAGUGAUGGCGGACAUUUAUUUUGAACAAUGUCUAGUGGACAUUGAACAGUGGUACUACAUUGGAAAAGUCACUAUAUUUUAGUACAAUUUAGGUAAAUUCCCCUUGAGAAAACGGGGCCUAAAUGUCAUGGUUUUGAGCCUCAUAAGAAAAGAGCCCUAGAGGUAGGUUUCGGUUUCCAUUUUGUGUCCUUCCUAAAGUUCUACAAAACAAGAUGUGACAUGAUUAUUUUAUUUGGUCAAAAUUAUUGAUUAAAGCAGAUAAGUUUGAUGGUGUCAAUAAUGAUUCUGACUUUUAUUUUGGGACAGGAGAGUAAUACAAAUAUCUAACAACUUGAGCUUGUUUCCAGGAAAGCCUCAUUUUCUAAGCCUAAAACAACAGCAUUGCAGUUGAAGCAAUGGGUUGACAUUAUUUAUUAAUGUGACCUGGAAGAGGCCGUGGUGAUACUUGGCUAGUCAUGUUAGGGAACAUUUUGUAGAAUCAAUCCGUAUCAUGGCGUGGCAAUCUGGUAUUAACCGGCUACUAAUUUUGUGGCUUGUGAGGACCCGGUCCGUAUCUUGGUGGGGCAAUCCCGAAUGACCUAAUUGUUGCAGCCAUGGCGGCCUGGGCGUCUCAUUGCCCUGUGUAAACAUAACUCUGAGCCUCAUCAAAAGAGCUUUCAUGGAAUCACGUUUCGAAGAAGUAUUUUAAAAAAAUGAGUGACAACUGAGGCGACUUUGGGAUUUCUUUUAGGGCGGUUGCCCUCCCUCUGGCAAAGGGACAGUUGCCUCCCUCUCAUCUGCCCAUGAUCUCUCUAUUUACAAACAGCCCUUUUUGUCUUUCCUCAUCACAAGAAAGAAAAUACAUACGGUAUGUUUGGUUCAAGGAAUUCAGAAGGGAAACAUAAGCAUGCAUCAAUCUGUCAGCAACCGAAAGGUUAUUACUCAGUAUUAUAAUACUCCAAUUAUUUCUUAUUGUUAGACUUGGAAAGAUGCUGUGAUAAUGUACUUUUCUGCGUUUCCUCUUCCCGGGCUGCUAAUUUUGAGGUAAUUUUAACCUGUUCCGUAUCUUGGCGGGGCAACUUGGAAAUGGACUUGGUUGUUGCAGCCAUGUCGGUUUUGCAGUUAUCAAGUUCUCAAUGGAAACACAGAUCUGAGCCUCUAAAAAUAGCAGAAAAUUACUUUGGGGUACCCUCGAUUUUCUUGUAAUAACUCCCAGGUCUUACAUUAUUAUCUAAAAAAUACUCUGGUGUACCCUCAAUUUUCAAGUAAGAACUCUUAGGUUCCACAUUCUCCAAAAUAUACUCCGGUGUCCUUAAAAUUUAUCAUAUUAUACUCUGAUGGUACAUUCUGUCAAUUUAGGCAUUAUGAGUGAAAGUUCUUUUACUUUGACGAAUUGAAGAAUUUUAUUUAAAUUCAAUAAAAUAAUGAUUAUCAAUGUAAAAUUUAGUAUUUGUCAAAGUAACAGAAUUUUCAAUCCUAACGGCCAAAUAGACGGAAUGUACCCUCGUGGUACAUUACCACAAAAUUUAAGGACCCCCAAAGUAUAUUUGAUAAUGUGGGACCCGGGAGUUAUUACCAAAAAAUUGAGGGUACCCGGAGUAAUUUUUUGCUAAAAAUAGUGUUCUUGAAAAUCUUUUCCCAAGAGAAGAUUUUUGAUCUUAUUUCUACUCCCUCAUGAUUUGGUCAAAAACCUGGUUUAAUGACAGGUUUGUUAAACCCCUAGGUACAUGUGCUCUUCUCUUCUCAGCACAAGCUUGAUUUCGUCCAUUUUUUACAUUUCCAAUUUCAAUAUAUUUAAUUUAAUACAGAGUUUUUUUUGUGUAACUAUCUUUUCUGUUCAUUUCAGUUGAAAAUGUUUUGCACUUGAGGGGGAAGAUUCAGUAUGCUUUUGCAAUUUUGAUUAAUUAUUAAAAUUUUCUUAAAUAAAUAAACUUGUGAUACAAAAUGGAAAGGAUUUGGCUUGAAUUUUAGGAAGAUUGUGGUCGGACAGAAAUGUAUUAUUUUGUCUUUGGUAUCUGUCUAAUUUUGUCUCUUUUUAUAUAACUAAAAUAGCCUAACUCUGGGUGAAACUGUGAAUAUUUUUUCGUUGUUUUUGUUGUUGAUCCCCCAUUUUAUAAAAGUAAAUAUGCUUGGGUUUAUCAUCUGAUGAGGCUGUGAUGAUACCACACUCUACUAUCAUUUGGGGUAUUUUGAGGAUGCAAUCCAUAUCAUGGCAGGGUACUUAUUCUGCGGUGUGUGAGGGGCCGAUCCGUAUCUUGGCGGGGCAAAAUUCCGAAUGGCCUAGUUUUUGCAGCCAUGGCGGCCUGGGCUUCUCAUUGCCUUGUGUAAGCAAUGCUUUGAAGUUUGAACCUCAUGAAACGAGCUUUCCUUGGGAAGGAAUCACAAAAAGUGAUUGAGGGAUGGGAGUUUCUCGAAAGGGGCAGUUGCCUACUUGCCUCCCUUUCUUUUGCACAUGGUCUCUCUAUUUCCAAAUUUCCCUUUCUGUCUUUCUUCAUCACAAAAAGGAAACUCAAGAAAAGAAACUACUUAUACUAUGUUUGGUUCAAGGAAUUCAACAACAACAACAACAACCUAGUUAAAUCCCACAAGAGUAGGGUCUGGGGAGGGUGUGUGUACGCAGACCUUACCCCUACUCGAAAGUAGAGAGACUGUUUCCAAAGAGACCCCCGGCUCAAUGUCGAAAGUUGCAUUGCUUGACAAACUGCUACUUCAUUAAUUAAAGAAGCGCAGACAGUUUAGAGAUCCAUUUUGAUUUAUUCCAUCACACCCCAAAGCCAAAAAAUGGUGAAAUUUUGGCUCCAUCGGAUAUGAUGGAAAGAGGUUCAAAGAAUUCAUAUAUAGGAAAAAGAAAAUAAAAUGGUAAGAAAAGGCAGCUUUGAUGUUUGGUUAGAAAGGAAAAGAAAAGAAAAUCGCAAGGAAAAGAAACGUAAGGGAAAGAGGCUGUGAUGAUGCUUGGUUAAAUUAUUAGGGAAUUUUGUGGAACCAAUUAGUAUCUUGGCGUGGCAAUUGGGUUUUAAUUGAUGAUUGCAGUCAUGGGGGGUUCUUCUAAUUGUCAUAGUUCUGAGCCUCAUAAGAAAAUAGCCCUAGAGAUAUGUGUGGGGUUUCUAUGUGGUAUCCUUUAUUUUCUUCUGUCAUUUUCUUUUUCUUCAACUUUUCUUUUUCUUUUUUCUCUAACCUCAUCAGUAGUAAUUUUGUUCAUGCCAUUUUCUUUUUGUCCUUCCAAAUUCCUUGAACCAUAAAUAGUGUUAGCAUUUUUCAUUUUCUCAUAAUUCCCCAAACCAAACAUAGUGUUAGUUAAUAUGGUUCGGUUUAUUUUAUUGUGAUAUAAUUUUGUCCCAAAAAAGAAAAGGGAAAAGAAGAAUCACGAGCUUCCAUCUAUGAAGAGGCUGGGAUGGAUAUACCUUUCUUUGUCUCCUCUUUCCAGACUGCUAAAUUUGAGAUAUUUGUUUGACCCGAUCUGUAUCUUGUUGGGGAAACCCGGAAAUGGACCUUGUUGUUGCAGCCAUGGUGGUUUUGGGGGCUCUCCGUUUCUCUCUGGAAACACAGGUCUAAGCCUCUAAAUAUAGUGUUUGUUCUAUAUUUCUAUUUGCUUUACUUUAAUACUUUAUACUUUGUUAUAAAUUUGUAAUAUACAGUAGUAUUCAACACCUUGUUAAAAUAAAAAACUGAAGUUUAUUUAAGGACUGAGGGAAUAUAUCAAAAAUUGUGUAAAACCCUUAGGUACGUAUGCUCUUCUGUUCUAAGCAUAAGUUUGAUUUUGUCCAUUUUCUUCAUAUCCUAGUUAUAAUCUAUUUAAUAUGAUUUUUUUGUGCUACUUUCUUGUUCAUAUUAGUUGAAAACGUUUUACAGGGGAGGGGAUUCAGUAUUUUUUUGUAAUUUUGAUGAAUUAUUAGAAUUUUCUUAAAAAUACUUAUUGUACAAAAUAAAAUGAUUUGGCUUGGUUUUUGAAACGGUUGCUGUUGACAGAAGUGCAUAAUGAAUAGUUUUCUUAUUG